This is a messenger RNA of Mastomys coucha (southern multimammate mouse), 2562 nucleotides long. It is a transcript of the gene Foxi3, whose product is annotated as forkhead box I3. The record is from RefSeq and is a predicted model, not a curated record. Gene Ontology annotation, biological process: cell differentiation; regulation of transcription by RNA polymerase II; anatomical structure morphogenesis. NCBI's taxonomy places the organism in Eukaryota, Metazoa, Chordata, Mammalia, Rodentia, Muridae. The transcript has 2 exons. Gene Ontology annotation, molecular function: RNA polymerase II cis-regulatory region sequence-specific DNA binding; DNA-binding transcription factor activity, RNA polymerase II-specific. Bases 39 to 1319 code for a protein of 426 amino acids.
GGAGGCCAGGACGGGCCGUAGGGUUGGUCCGCCAAGGGAUGCUCUCUCCGAAGCGCCGUGGCCAGCCCCGCUCUCCCAAAGCCGCUGCCGCGCCGCACCAGCCCUCGGCCGCCGACAUGGCCCUGUAUUGCGGCGACAACUUCGCAUACUCACAGCCCGCCGCCGCCGCCGCGCCUGGUGCGCCCCCGAUCUCCAGGGCACCCUAUGGGCUGUCCGACUACGCCGCGCCCCCCGCUGCAGCCGCCAACCCCUAUUUGUGGCUCAACGGGCCCGGCGUGGGCGGCCCGGCCUCCGCUGCCGGCUACCUAGGGGCGCCGCCGCCCGCCCCCGGAGCAGCGCCGGGACCCUUCCUGCAGCCGCCAGCCGCUCCGGGCACUUUCGCGGGCGCCCAGCGGGGCUUCGCGCAGCCCUCGGCGGCCGCACCCGCCUCCCCUGCCGGCUCGGCAGCCCCUGGCGAGCUGGGCUGGCUGUCGAUGGCCAGCCGUGAGGACCUGAUGAAGAUGGUGCGACCACCCUACUCGUACUCGGCGCUCAUCGCUAUGGCCAUCCAGAGCGCGCCAGAGCGCAAACUCACCCUCAGCCACAUCUACCAGUUCGUCGCCGAUAACUUCCCUUUCUACCAGCGCAGCAAGGCUGGCUGGCAAAACUCCAUCCGUCACAACCUAUCACUCAACGACUGCUUUAAGAAGGUGCCCCGCGACGAGGACGACCCAGGGAAGGGUAAUUACUGGACUCUGGAUCCAAACUGUGAGAAAAUGUUCGACAAUGGAAACUUCCGACGGAAGCGAAGGCGCCGGGCCGAGGCUAGUAGCAACCUUACUGUGCCUUCGGGGACAUCAAAAUCAGAAGGGCAGUCCUCAAGACUAAGAGUGAGUGGGAAGCUAGAAGGAGACAGCCCCUCUUCUAUGCUGAGGCCAUCUCAGUCACCAGAGCCUCCAGAGGGCACCAAGAGUACUGCCUCCUCUCCUGGAGCAUCCACCCUCACCUCCACUCCGUGCCUCAACACAUUCCUCAGCAGCUUCAACACCUUAAGUGUCAACUCCAGCAGCAUGGGCACCCAGCGAACCCUCCCAGGCACCCGUCGCCACCUAGGAGGGACCCAGCUGCCCUCCAGCACAUUCCCCAACACCUCCGUUCCAGACAGCUCUCCAGACUCCAUGCAGCUGAGUACUGUGGGUGGGAGCAACCAGCUGUCCUCCUACUACCACCCUUUCUCUGGUGGCAGCAGUGGGGACCAGAGUAGCCCCUUCAGCAGCCCUUUCUACAACUUCAGCAUGGUCAACAGCCUCAUCUACCCCCGGGAUGGCUCUGAUAUAUAGACAUUGCUCCUCAGACUCGAUGAAAUGUACACUUGAGAUGUACCUAUCUCCCACACAGAUCAGUAGUUUCAGAAAUCUGCUUAGCAUCUUGGAAAGGGGACCUACUGUGCAGAGAAUUAAAUGGGUUGAGGUAUUUAUAUACAUAUACAUACAGACACACACACAGACAGUUUUUGGUAUAAAGCAUUCCUGCAACAACCCCUAAAAAAUCCUGCAGUCCAUUGACUUUGUCUAUGCUCAGGUUGAUGGGGGAAACAUCGUUGGAGUUAUGGGUGGGAAAACUACAUUUGAGCUUUCAGCUCUGAUUUACAAGUGAAUAAUAUAAUAAAGACAGGCCUCACAGAGUUCUACCUACCAUCCUAGGAUGGGAGGCACACAACCUGAGAAACCUGGAAAAGCUUGCUGGAGUGUGAGAGCUUGCUGGUUACUGUGAGCAUAGUCAGUGGACUGUAGGAUUAUUCAGGAGUUCACAGAAAGCAAUCCAGAAGCUUACUGAGCCUAUCAGAUUUGAAUCCAUUCAAAGUGGAUCGCCUUAACCCAUUAACAAUUCUGCACGGUAAGUCCCCUUUGCAAGACACUAGUGGGUUUCUGAAACCGUUGAAAGUACCAAACCCUGUGAGAGGCAGGAGUGACUAUCCUGAAAUGGUAGGUAACAUACCAAGGUCACACAUGGGAAAUAGUGGGUUCUUAAACAUGCCAGCUUCAUGAUAGACAAAGUAAACAUGGGAUAAGGUCUGGAAGCCAUAGUUCUAGUGAUAAACCUGGUUUCCUGCCUGAUUUAGCUUAUGUCCUAGGUGUUUCACUGGAAGUGAAAUCUUACAGGUUUUUUUUUUGUUUUGUUUUGUUUUUCAUUUUUGAGACAAGGUUUCUACAUAGCCCUGGCUUAGAACUGACUAUGUAGAUCACACUGGCCUUGAAACAUAGUUAUGCCUCCUGAUUGACAGUCACAUCUGGACCAACCAAUCUUUCAGUUUUUAAUAAGGAAUUACAUACAUAUGGACAAAUUCUUUUAAAAGUCAUAUGUAUAUAAAUUUGUUUCAGCACACCCCCCUCCUUCUACUUGGAAGUGAACCAUUUUGUAGUGGGGAGAGUCUAGCACAUCAUCAUACAGGAAACACUUGGUCAGCAUCCGUUGAACUCAUUCAAAGAUUUCUAACGCAGAAGGUUGGAUUUACAGGAACAGCCCUCUGCUAAGAUGAGGGUAUUCUAUAAACUCCCAUGCUACCUUGUUCUUGAGAUACUG